Messenger RNA from Lolium perenne, 1421 nucleotides. The record is from RefSeq and is a predicted model, not a curated record. Lineage: Eukaryota; Viridiplantae; Streptophyta; Magnoliopsida; Poales; Poaceae.
UUACCGUUUGUCCGCGAGCCCACGAAGCACGAAAGAAGCUUCGAGAAGCCCUCUCGUGUCGUGUUCUCCUUUCUUUGUGGGGAAAAGAAGCGGACGACGGCGAUGGUGGUGGCGGACGGGCUCCACGGAGACGCGGUCGCCGACGAUAUCUUCGCCAGCGACGGCGACCUCCAGGCCUUCUUUCAGCAGGCGGAGCUGGAGGUGCCGGCUGGCGGAGGCGGGGGCGGCCGGGGGGCGGUGGAGGAGGAGCUCGAGUGGCUGUUAAACGAGGACGCGUUCCCGGCGGUGGAGACGAUGGAGCCGAAGCAGGCGGUGAUGGGGCGUCGGACGGCGGCGGCUGAGCCGGGGCAGCGGCGGUGCCAGCACUGCGGGACGACGGAGACACCACAGUGGCGGCAGGGACCGGAGGGCCGUGGCACGCUCUGUAACGCGUGCGGCGUCCGGUACAGGACCGGCAGGCUGCUGCCGGAGUACCGGCCCGUCAACAGCCCCACCUUCUCCCCACAAGUGCACUCCAACAGACACCACCGCGUCGUGGAGAUGCACCACCGCCGGGGUUCGUCAGCCAGAGACACGAAUGCCGGGCUGGAGGUGACGGCUGGGGCAGGCGGCGAGGAGGCAGCGGCGGAGGAGGAGCUCGAUUGGCUGUCGAUGAAGGACGCGUUACCGGCCAAGGAGACGACAGAGCGGAAGCCGCCGGUGGUGGGGCCUCAGACCAUGGCGGCGGUGUACCGGCGGCGACGGGCACUAGCGUCGAGCCCCUCGCCCACAUGGCCUUCUGCGGGGGGUGUACCACUACCAGGGCAGAGACGGUGCCGGCACUGUUCGACGACGGAGACGCCGCAAUGGCGUGAGGGACCGGAGGGCCGCGGCACGCUGUGCAACGCGUGCGGCGUGAGCUACGGGAAGGGCCACCUAGUGCCGCAGUACCGGCCGCUGAGCAGCCCCACCUUCUCCCCGGAGCUGCACUCCAACAUACACCGCCGCGUCCUCCAGAUGCAACUGCCGGUGCCGGGCAACAUCUAUUCGAUUACACAGUGAUGAUCGGUGUUCUUUUGGAGACUUAUGCUUUUUUGGCGCUCUUCAUGUGGGUUUAACCUCGUGCUCCAUCUUCAUUAGUACCGCUGUUUAGGAAACAAUUUCUAGUGGUUAUUAGCCAAUGCUAGAUAGUGUACCGUUUUUCAUGGUAGCAACAUGAAUAUGCACAAUCGAAUGCUUCAGAUUUCAGAAUGUGCGGUGCAAAUAACUCUAGGAGUACAUGAAAUGUACUAUGCAGUCGCUACUUUUUCCUUGCCGCAUAAGUCCAGUCAAGGAAUCGAAGGUGUGUGACAAAUCCAACCUGUAAUUCCCUUACCCUCUUUGGCAUUUGUAGAACACAGGAGAUUUACUGCCAAGGUCACAUACCAAGUUAUCUAUAUUGA